Molecule: messenger RNA, 987 nt
Organism: Recurvomyces mirabilis
Lineage: Eukaryota; Fungi; Ascomycota; Dothideomycetes; Mycosphaerellales; Teratosphaeriaceae
Exons: 1
Coding region: 1-987 (328 amino acids)
Source: RefSeq, a predicted model, not a curated record
AUGUCAGUCGCUAUCCUACCGUCGUCUCCCAUUACUUAUGGCCAAGCACCUGUGCCGACGCUGCUUGCGCCUGGUCCAUCGCCUGCCAAACGACCAAAGCUCAGUCUCGACACCAAGGCUACACCACCAGCAUUCGGGAAAGCAUCUACGAGUCUGAGGCUCGAAACACUCUCUGCAACAUCGCCGACUGCGCGUAACACUUUUCAGAAUGGCUACAGCGUAGCAGCACAAUUACGAAAGCCAGGCGCGCGCCGACCAGUCCUCAAACCUCUCACCACGAGCGUACCUCCAGACACAACCCGGAAGCCUACACCAUUGCGAACAGAGUUGCAUAGUACAGCUGAGCCCUUCGACCAGAUCUCAUCGCCGUCGUCCACGUCCGCGACAUCGGUCUCAACGAUCGACUCAUUGCCCGCUGAAGUGCCGUACAAGAUCUCGUAUAACGUCCAAUCAAUAUUGAGAAACGGACCUCUACCGCGAGAAAGCCGCAAGAGACGGUCGCUCGCACAGGCAAGACCGAUGUUUCCUCCGGCGAAGAAGGUAGCUUUCCAGGCACCAUUGACGGAGGAUAUCAGAAACACGAAGUACACCAUGGCACAUAGCGACAUCGACUCGUCGUCUUCCACCAUUUCUACGCUGGAACUGCCACCUCCCAAGUUCGUCUUGACACAUGACAACCAAGAGGAGGGAGAUGUGGACCCGGCGACCGAGGUGACGGAGCGGGAAACCUCUGCUACAACCUCACCACAAACCGGUGAGAAGCGCGAAUCCUCGGACGAGGAAGACAGUGAUACCUGUCCCGUCACCCCCGUGGCUGGACGGAGGAAACGGCAUCGUCAGUGGGUGUGGACAUUGGCUCCCGUCAAGCCUACCGUGGAGACAAACGAGGAAAUAAAGAGCACCACCACAACCAUGAACGGUGUAGACGAUACACUGGCCUCGCAGCUACUAAAGGAUGGCGAAGAGCACAUAGACUCUACCAAAUAG